This is a messenger RNA of Clunio marinus, 1020 nucleotides long. The record is from the annotation of a GenBank genome assembly. NCBI's taxonomy places the organism in Eukaryota, Metazoa, Arthropoda, Insecta, Diptera, Chironomidae.
AUGUGGGCGUUGAAAACAUCACAAAAUUUUUCAAAGUUAUCCUCGAGUGCUUUCCUUAGAAGUUUACAUUCAGAAACAACAGCAAAAGGUAUUGGAAUAAUUGGUGUUCCGUUCGAUAAAGGCGCAGGUAAAGUUGGGACUAAUGAAGGACCAAAUGCUUUACGAGAUGCUGGUUUAAUUGAUGAGAUUAGAGAUAUUUCCGUAAAUAUUGAUGUUAAGGAUUAUGGCGACGUUCACUAUGAGUUGACAAAGUCGAGUGGAAGGAGAAUAAACAACUUGAGGAACUUAGAGCAUGUCGCUGCCUGCAAUAAAGCAUUAGCAGAGAAAAUUGAAGAAAUCACGAAUGAUAAUCGAAUGCCAAUAGCCUUGGGCGGAGAUCAUAGCAUCGCAGUGGGAUCUAUUACAGGUCUCAGGAGGAAAAUGAAAUCAGACGAUUUGUGUGUUUUGUGGGUAGACGCACACAUUGAUCUUAACACGAGUUCGUCAUCUCUCACAGGAAACAUGCAUGGAAUGCCUGUGAGCUUAUUAGUUAAAGAACUGCGGAAGGAAUGGCCCACCAUUCCCAUCCUUGAAUGGUGUCAAGCUCAGAUGUCGUUGAAGAACUUUUGUUGGAUUGGAUUAAGGUCUACUGAUUACUAUGAAAAACUUAUGAUGGAAAAAUAUGGCAUAAAUUAUUUCGAUAUGCGAGAUAUUGAAAGAAUGGGAAUUGAGAAGGUUGUGCAACGAGCGCUUGAGAAGAUAAAUUUGGAUGGAAAGAAAAAGCUUCACGUAAGCUUUGACAUUGACGCUCUUGAUCCACUUUAUGCAAAUUCGACAGGAACGCCUGUUAUGGGUGGUUUGACUCUUAGAGAAGGAGUUUUUCUAAUGGAACAAGCGUACAAUACCGGAACACUUUCAUCUUUGGAUUUAGUUGAAGUGAAUCCGCUUUUAGGCAAUGAGAGAGAUGUUGAAAACACUGUUAAUGCGGCGAAGUUAAUAAUUCAAGCUGCUUGUGGAAGUAAUCGAACUGGAAACUUGUAA